AUGGGACUCAAUUAUUCAAAAGAAUUACAAUUAACUGAUGAAAUCAAAGCGAAGGAUUUUCAUGGCCAAUUUUAUAGAUGCACGAUGAAACAAGGCCAGACAAGUCCUUACUGAUUUUGGCAGCCAAUUAAAUUAAAAUUAAGCCAAGGGAUUUUACAAUGCUACAACAAUGAAAAAAUUGAUUCAUCAAUUAAUAUGAGCCAGCAUACUUUUGUAUCAGUUCAGGAUCCUCAGCUAAGAGAAUUUAUUAUUAUAAUUAUUAGGGAUAGUGCUAUCACAUUUUGGAGAAUAAGAGCUCAGAAGCUGUGCGACAUGGCAGAGUGAGUUUAUGCGUUAAGAGUUUCGAAAAGGCCCAACGUAAAAAUAUUAGAAAAGUGCCAAAUUUGUUCUCAGAAGAUACAAAAUGAUAGAAGAUCGAGCUAUUGCAGAUUUUGUGGAAAUAUUUUGUGUAAAAAAUGCACUCACUAUAAAGCCAAUCUUGAAAUAAUGGGCUAUAAAUCCAAACAAAUUAUUUGUAAAAAUUGCAUAACUGAAGUCAGAUCUGUAAAAAAGCUUGAAGCUUUUGCGAGACUUAAAAUUAAAGAACAAAAUGAAACAAAGCUGGAAAGGAGCAUGUCAUUCCAAGGAGACAUGAAUCAUGCUGGAAACCGUCCCGACCGCUCAUAUAGUGUUGAUUUCACGUAA
Blepharisma stoltei is the source of this 684-nucleotide messenger RNA. NCBI's taxonomy places the organism in Eukaryota, Ciliophora, Heterotrichea, Heterotrichida, Blepharismidae. The record is from the annotation of a GenBank genome assembly.